AUGGGGUGGAGAAUACUUCCCAUCUGCUUGUCUCUGCUGCUUCCUGUUUUCUUGAUUCAACAAGUUUCAUCUCAAGAUUUAUCAAGCUGUGCAGGGAGAUGUGGGGAAGGGUAUUCUAGAGGUGCCACCUGCAACUGUGAUUAUAACUGUCAACACUACAUGGAGUGCUGUCCUGAUUUCAAGAGAGUCUGCACUACAGAGCUCUCCUGCAAAGGACGCUGCUUCGAGUCCUUCGCCCGAGGGAGGGAGUGUGACUGUGACUCCCAGUGCAAACAGUAUGGCAAGUGCUGUCCAGAUUAUGACAGCUUCUGUGAAGAAGUUCAUAAUCCCACACCAGCAUCUCCAAAGACUGCACCUCUGCCUCCAAGAGCAUCUCAUACCAUCAAAUCAACCACCAAACGCUCACCCAAAUCACCAAAAAAGAAGACUAAGAAAGUUGUAGAAUCUGAGGAAAUAACAGAAGAACAUUCUGUUUCUGAAAAUCAAGAGUCCUCCUCCUCCUCCUCUUCUUCUUCUUCAACUAUUCGGAAAAUCAAGUCUUCCAAAAAUUCAGCUAAUAGAGAAUUACAGAAGAACCCAAAAGUAAAAGCAAGCAAGAAAAACACCCCUAAAAAGAAACCUAAUCCAGAACCACCAGUUGUGGAUGAAGCCGGAAGUGGAAUGGAUGAUGGUGCGACCAAGCUCACCCCACCUCCUGACCCUCCUACUACUCCACACAACAAAGUCACCACAGCUCCCAAGACUACAGCAGCAAAGCCAGUAACUCCUAAACCCAGUCUUGCACCUAAUUCUGAGACAUCCAAAGAGGCAUCUUCAGCUUCCAAUAAAGAGACAACAGUUGAAACAAAGGAGACUACUGAGACAAAUAAACAGUCUUCCUCCAGUAAAAAAGAGAAGACUACUAAAGAGACCCGGAAUGCAGAGAAAACAUCUGCUAAAGAUGUUGAACCCACAUCUACAACUCCCAAGAACUCAGCUCCCACUACUACCAAGAAGCCUGUAACUACAACCAAGGAACCUGUUCCUACCACUCCCAAGGAGCCUGAACCCACCACCAAGGAACCAGCUCCUACAACCUCUAAGGAGCCACCUCCCACCACCCCCAAAGAACCAGCUCCUACAACCCCUAAGGAGCCAGCUCCCACCACCCCCAAAGAACCAGCUCCCACCACCCCCAAGGAGCCAGCUCCCACCACCCCCAAAGAACCAGCUCCUACAACUCCUAAGGAGCCAGCUCCCACCACCCCCAAAGAACCAGCUCCUACAACCCCUAAGGAGCCAGCUCCCACCACCCCCAAAGAACCAGCUCCUACAACCCCUAAGGAGCCAGCUCCCACCACCCCUAAGGAGCCAGCUCCCACCACCCCCAAGGAGCCAGCUCCCACCACCCCCAAGGAGCCAGCUCCCACUACCCCCAAGGAGCCAGCUCCCACCACCCCCAAUGAGCCAGAACCCACCACCCCCAAGGAACCUGAACCUACCACCCCCAAGGAACCUGAACCCACCACCCCCAAGGAACCUGAACCCACCACCCCCAAAGAGCCUGCUCCCACCACUCACAAGGAGCCAGCUCCCACCACCCCCAAGGAGCCAGCUCCCAUCACCCCCAAGAAGCCAGCUCCCACCACCCCCAAGGAGUCAGCUCCCACCACCCCCAAGAAGCCAGCUCCCACCACCCCCAAGGAGCCUGAACCCACCACCCCCAAGGAGCCUGAACCUACCACCCCCAAGGAACCUGAACCCACCACCCCCAAAGAGCCUGCUUCCACCACUCCCAAGGAGCCUGAACCCACCACCCCCAGGGAGCCUGAACCCACAACCCCCAAGGAACCUGAAUCUACCACCCUCAAAGAGCCAGCUCCCACCACCAAGAAGCCUGAACCCACCACCCCCAAGGAGCCAGCUCCCACCACCCCCAAGGAGCCUGCACCAACUACCACCAAGGAACCUAAACCCACCAUUCCUGAGGAUCCUGAACCCACUACUCCUAAGACCCCUGAUGAAGUAACAGCUGAGUUUGCUGAGGCAACCACACCAAAGGCUCUUGAAAAUAAUCCCAAGAAGCCCACUGUACCAACAACUGAGACUCCUGAGGUGAGCAAACCUGAAAUGACAACUGCUAAAGAAAAGACAACAGAAAAAGAUACAACCCAAACUACUACUAUCAUCCCUAAGAGGCCAACAGAGACAACAAUCAUACCAGGAGAGACUACUGAAUCAAAAGCAAGUACCACCACUCAAAUGAUGUCUACAACUCAAGAUACCACAUCACCCAAAGUCACUACUCUGAAAGCAACAACUCCUGCACCCAAAGAAACUGCUCCAACAGAAGAGAUUCAGAACAAACCUCAAGAAACAACUCCUGCAUCAGAAGAUUCUGAUGAUUCUAAGACAACUCUAAAACCACAGAAACCAACCAAAGCACCCAAGCCCGUUUCUACCAAAAAGCCAACCAAAGCACCCAAGAAGCCCACCUCUACCAAAAAGCCAAAGACACCAAAAGUGAGAAAACCAAAAACAACACCAUCUCCCCUAAAGACGACUUCAACAAGGCCUGAAUUGAAUACAACCCCUCUAGAAGUCACACUGCCAACCUCCACCACCCCUAAACAAACUCCAAACUCUGAAACAGCUCAAGUAAAUCCAGAUCAUGAAGACGCAGAUGGAGGUGAAGGAGAAAAACCUCUGAUUCCCAGGCCCCCUGUGCUAUUCCCCACAGCUAUUCCAGGCACUGAUCUCCUGACGGGGGCACUCAAUCAAGGCAUUAACAUCAAUCCUAUGCUUUCAGAUGAAACCAAUUUGUGCAAUGGCAAGCCAGUAGACGGACUGACUACUCUGCACAAUGGGACAUUAGUUGCAUUUCGAGGUCAUUAUUUCUGGAUGCUGAAUCCAUUCAGACCACCAUCUCCACCACGCAGAAUUACCGAAGUCUGGGGUAUUCCCUCUCCCAUUGACACUGUUUUUACUAGAUGUAACUGUGAAGGAAAAACUUUCUUCUUUAAGGAUUCUCAGUACUGGCGCUUUACCAAUGAUGUAGCAGAUCCUGGGUAUCCUAAACAAAUUGUCAAAGGCUUUGGAGGACUGACAGGGAAGAUAGUGGCUGCUCUUUCAAUAGCCAAGUACAAGGACAGGCCUGAAUCUGUGUACUUCUUCAAGAGAGGUGGCAACAUCCAGCAGUACACUUAUAAACAGGAGCCCAUGAAGAAGUGCACAGGGAGGCGGCCUGCCAUCAACUACUCAGUGUACGGGGAGGCAGCGCAGGUCAGGAGGCGCCGCUUUGAGCGUGCUGUUGGACCUUUCCAGACACACACCUUCAGGAUCCAUUACUCGGUGCCCAUCAGAGUCUCUUAUCAAGACAAAGGUUUCCUCCACAAUGAAGUCAAAGUGAGCACAAUGUGGAGAGGAUUUCCAAAUGUUGUUACUUCAGCAAUAACACUGCCUAACAUUAGAAAACCCGAUGGCUAUGAUUACUACGCCUUUUCCAAGGAUCAAUACUAUAAUAUUGAUGUGCCUACUAGAACAGCAAGAGCAAUUACCACUCGUUCAGGGCAGACCCUCUCCAAAAUCUGGUACAACUGUCCUUAAAC
Molecule: messenger RNA, 3587 nt
Organism: Arvicanthis niloticus (Nile rat)
Lineage: Eukaryota; Metazoa; Chordata; Mammalia; Rodentia; Muridae
Gene: Prg4
Product: proteoglycan 4
Biological process (GO): immune response
Molecular function (GO): scavenger receptor activity; polysaccharide binding
Source: RefSeq, a predicted model, not a curated record